AUGUAAUCAAGUUAAGGACUACCAAAGACAAGUGCUUCAAACGGUAUGAAGCCUGUUACCACUGGAGAUCAAAUUGAAUUAGAUCACGCGAUAGGAUUUAGUGGUAAAGUAGUCAACGGUGUUUAUCUUCACCCAAAUGCCAAAGACUAUGUCCUAAUAGCUGGAUGCAGUGUAGUAGUUGGAGAUUUAAGCGAUCCUCAUAAUUAGAAUUUUCUUACAGCUCAUGAUGAUUAAAUUACCUGCCUUGCUGUAGCUCAUAACGGAACAAUGGUUGCCUCAGGAUAAAGAGGUGAUAAUGCAGACAUUGUACUUUGGGACUUUGCUUCUAAGAGAGCUUUAUUUAGAUUAUCAGAACAUGAUUAUGAAGUAACGCAUUUAGAUUUUUCUCAUGAUGACAGACUUCUAAUUUCAACAGGAAAUUAACUUGAUGGAAAGAUGUUUAUUUGGAACACUCUUAAUGGAUUUAUCGUGUCAUCCGUUUAAGUUAUCCCCACUAUUUUUGCUGAAGCCCCAAGAUGUGUAAGCUGGGGAGGUUAUGUUAAAGAUAUCAAGUUAAGACCAACAAAUAAGUAUCAGUUUGCAAUGAGUGGAUCAAAGAAACUAGUCCUUUCUCAAUUAGAUCCAGCCACUGGUUAGGUCGCUAACGAUCUUGUUAAUACUGGUGCUUUUCUGAGAGAAUACUCAUGCCUUGCAUUCAGUAAGCCUGCUGAAGAAUUUUUAUAUGCUGGUUCCAUGUCAGGAGAUUUCUGCUGUUUCCAAGUUAAGAAUAAGCUUUUGGUCUUUACCUAAAAUGUCUGUGCCUAAGGUAUUAAAUGCAUUCAGGCAGUGACAACUGAUAAGAUAUGCGUUGGAGGUGGUGAUGGACAAAUCGUUCUCUUCCAUGUCGACUAAAAUUUCUGUCAAGCUCUCCUCAAGACUCAGGUCUUCGGUUCAAUUCAUGGUCUUUCAUCAAGUUAAGACGGUAUUUAACUUCUAACUGCGACAGAUAAAGGUUUUAUCUUUAGACUUAGAGUAAGUGAUUUCUCUAAGAUGCUCUUGUGUGAGAAUCAUACCGAACCAGUCCUAGAUGUUGCAUAUAUGAAUGGAGUUUCUGAUAAAUUUGCUACUUGCUCUGAGGAUGGUACUAUUAGACUUUGGGACAGUAAUGAUUACUCAGUUAUUGCAAGAUGCUCAGUUGUAACUGCUGCUGGAGUUUUCCCAAAUUGCUCUACUUUUACAGAUGAAGUAAUCAUUUCAGGAUGGAAUGAUGGUAAAAUUAGAUCAUUCAGAGUUGAAGGAUCUACACCUUUAUGGCAAAUAGAUAAUGCCCACAAGAACGGAGUUACUGCUAUUUGCUUGAGUUUUAAUUCUAAAUUUAUAUGCUCUGGUGGUAAUGAAGGAGAAUGUAGAGUUUGGGAGAUCAGAUCAAGAGAAUUAGUGUCGCAUUUGAAGGAACACACCAGUAAAGUAACUAAAGUGCAAGUCUUCCCCGAUGAUAUUCAUCUCUUAACAUGCGCAAGAGACAAGGCUAUCCUCUGUUGGGACUUGAAAAACGAAAAGAGAGUUGCGAAUCAAACUCAAAGAAUGGGAGGUGUAAACUGCUUCAGUAUUUCACCUACUGAUAAUAACAAAUUUAUGAGUGUUGGUUAAGAAAGAAAAAUUACAUACUGGGACCUAAGAAAAACUCAGCCAGAAAUUAUUCUAGAGAGCAGCCCAUACAGAGGUGAAUCAGAUGAACUUAUGUCUGUUUGUAUCUCAAAUAACAACAAAUACUUCGUCACUGGAGGCUAAUUAGGUAUAGUUAGAAUUUAUGACUAUGGCAGUGGUGCCUUUAUUACCGAGUGCAGGGCUCAUUCUAAUGCUAUCACCUCUGUUAGAUUCUCACCUGAUGACAAAUAGAUCGUUAGUACUGGUAGAGAUGGACUUAUAGCCGUAUGGAACUAUUUCCUAUGA
Molecule: messenger RNA, 1932 nt
Organism: Stylonychia lemnae
Lineage: Eukaryota; Ciliophora; Spirotrichea; Sporadotrichida; Oxytrichidae
Source: the annotation of a GenBank genome assembly